Molecule: messenger RNA, 642 nt
Organism: Nerophis lumbriciformis (worm pipefish)
Lineage: Eukaryota; Metazoa; Chordata; Actinopteri; Syngnathiformes; Syngnathidae
Source: RefSeq, a predicted model, not a curated record
AUGCAGGGACUCGGGAAGGCAGAGCGCGGUGACCAAGGCCGAGACAUGGACCUGACGUCGCAGAGAUCCACCAUGCCUGUCGGCGGUCCCCUGCAGGUUGGUCCUUCGACAAACCUGAAUAUGAACCUUUACGCUACCAAGAAGACGGCAGCAGAGGGGAUGCUGGACAUUGCUCUCUUCCUGGCCAACAUAACACACAUGAAGACAGUCAUUGAGCAGGGCGCGGGAUACAGAUACUACGCAGCCGUGCUGACGCUCAUCUCCUUCUCACUGAUUCUUCAGAUCGUCGCCGGGAUCCUAAUCAUUAUCAUUGCUCGUGUCGAGCUGACCAUGCUCCCCUCAUACCAGCGGCUCUUAAACCUCCUGAACAAUCUGACCACGGGCAUCAUCUUCCUCACCCUGCUCGUCAACAUCGUCAAGUCCGCUUUCGGCACCCAGCGCAGCUGCCUACUGCGAUGGAUGUUUCAGCGUUUCUCACGCAGGGACCUGAACGUGGUGUCCAAUCAGAGACGGCUGGACUACCUGAACAACGUGGCGACGGGUGUCAUCGCCGUCACCGCCGUGAUCAACUUCUUCAUCAGUUUCUUCGGGUCUAAGAGGACGGGCUUCUUCCGCUGGCUGCUUGCUCGGCUUCAUUUCUGA